Molecule: messenger RNA, 648 nt
Organism: Alternaria incomplexa
Lineage: Eukaryota; Fungi; Ascomycota; Dothideomycetes; Pleosporales; Pleosporaceae
Exons: 2
Coding region: 1-648 (215 amino acids)
Source: RefSeq, a predicted model, not a curated record
AUGGUUGCCUGGCAUGCUGUCGAACAGUCGGCCGCCAAAGCAGGGGACAACAUCUUGGUUAUCGGCGCUGGCCCGAUUGGUUUAGCCAUUCUCCAAUGCCUGAAAGCCUUGGAUACUGCCCAGGUGAUCGUUGCAGAAGUUGCUCAGAAUCGAAGGAACUUAGCUCUACACUUUGGAGCUACAGCGGCGAUCGAUCCGACGGACGAAGACAUGGUCUCCAGAUGCAAGAUGCUGUGCAAUGACCAAGGCCCUGACGUUGCUUUUGACUGCGCUGGAGUAGCUGCCAGUAUCAAGUCCGCGUGUCUAUCAGUUCGAAGCAGGGGAACGGUGGUGAAUGUUGCCCAGUGGGGCAAAGAGAUGCCCUUCAACCCAGACAAUCUGUUGGUUGGCGAAAAGAGGCUGGUUACAGGUAAGCCAUCACGCGAAACCAUUGGAAUGAUUCGAAGCCUUGCUGACUUGUUCCGAGCGCUGAGUUACACCAGUGAGGAUUUCGAGCGAGUUAUUGACGCGCUGGAUAAAGGAGCGAUCGAUGCGAAGAAGAUGAUCACGCGCACAAUCUCGAUGGAUAGAGUGGUGGAAGAUGGUAUCCUCGCGCUGCUAUACGAGAAGGAUAAACAUAUCAAGAUACUCGUCGAUGUCGGAAAGUAG